This is a messenger RNA of Brenthis ino (lesser marbled fritillary), 294 nucleotides long. Lineage: Eukaryota; Metazoa; Arthropoda; Insecta; Lepidoptera; Nymphalidae. The record is from the annotation of a GenBank genome assembly.
AUGACCGGUGCCACCUCCCGCAGAGGUGAGGACCAGCCAUGGUGUGCUGACCGGAACCGCGGCGCAGUGUCCACGGAGAAGACUGACCGGCAGGGAAUAUGCCGACUGGAACUACAGGCUCUCGUCGUAGACACGCGCCGUCAGCCUGCUGAACAGGCUGGCAGGACGAUGACCGCUACCACCUCCCGCAGAGGUGAGCACCAGCCAUGGGGUGCUGACCGAACCGCGCCGCAGUGCCCGCUGAGAAGACUGAUCGGCAGGGAAUGUGCAGACUGGAACCACGGGCUCACCCCG